AAGAAUACGACGAGCCUCCACAGUGCAAGGCGGGACAAGAUGUUGUGCUGCAGUCACCUGUCGACUGGGUGCUUUUGGAUGGCCGAGAAAGUUCAGAUGACCGUGGAAUUGUACAGUACGAGUGGACCCUGCUGCAGGGUGACUCCUCGGUGGAAAUGAAGAUUCCACAGCCAGGAACACUGAAACUCUCUCACAUCCAGGAAGGCGCGUAUAUUUUCCAGCUAACUGUGACAGACACUGCAGGUCAGAGGAGCUCUGACAAUGUCUCUGUGACCGUUUUGCCCAUGGUUCAUUCUGCAGCAGCCUGUGUUGGGGUUUGCUCUCGCUACCAGUUCAUCUGUGAUGAUGGCUGCUGCAUUGACAUCACGUUUGCUUGCGAUGGUGUCAGACAGUGCCCUGAUGGAUCGGAUGAAACUUUCUGCCAGAACCUCAGCCCGGGACGGAAGACAGUAACACAUGCAGCUCUUGGCACUACCCAGCAAAGGACUGUAGGACUGACAGAAAACACAGAUGAAAACUUCUCUGCAGAAGACACCCUGAAAGCCACUGCCAGAAAUCAACCAGUUCUCUCAGUGGAUGCAGACAUGUCUAACCAAUCGCUUUCUCAGGGACCAAAGAAACAAAUCAGUGGAUUUGUGCCAGAUAGCAGUUCCUCAGGGAAAAGAACAGGUGACAGAAGUGGGAAUGGCAUAAUUGUGCCAAAGAGAAACCAGCUUGGAGGUGGUCAUCCAGUCCCAGAAACAGGUGCUGUGUUACCCUUAGCCUUAGGCUUGGCCAUCACUGCUUUACUGCUGCUUAUGGUUGCUUGCAGACUGCGUUUAGUGAAACAGAAGCUUAAAAAAGCACGACCCAUUACAUCUGAAGAGUCUGAUUACCUCAUCAAUGGGAUGUAUCUCUAAAAAUUGGAUUUAGGUCAGUUGUUUUCUCUCCUUUUUCCUGUGUCUGUGAACCUCUGCCUCUAUAAAAGGACCAAAACCUUUAGUUAAGGUCCAAGUUAGAAGAAGCCUAUGAGAUGAGGAACAUGUUCUUCCCCUUUGGUGGUAAAAUUUUAAAAGUGUGUAGAUGCCCAUGCUCAG
Molecule: messenger RNA, 1076 nt
Organism: Pterocles gutturalis (yellow-throated sandgrouse)
Lineage: Eukaryota; Metazoa; Chordata; Aves; Pterocliformes; Pteroclidae
Gene: LRP11
Product: low density lipoprotein receptor-related protein 11
Exons: 6
Molecular function (GO): protein binding
Source: RefSeq, a predicted model, not a curated record